Acanthopagrus latus (yellowfin seabream) is the source of this 5386-nucleotide messenger RNA. RefSeq names its product forkhead box protein J3-like. The coding region runs from base 655 to 2556 and encodes 633 amino acids. The transcript is spliced from 13 exons. The record is from RefSeq and is a predicted model, not a curated record. Gene Ontology annotation, molecular function: DNA-binding transcription factor activity, RNA polymerase II-specific; RNA polymerase II cis-regulatory region sequence-specific DNA binding. Gene Ontology annotation, cellular component: nucleus. Gene Ontology annotation, biological process: regulation of transcription by RNA polymerase II. NCBI's taxonomy places the organism in Eukaryota, Metazoa, Chordata, Actinopteri, Spariformes, Sparidae.
GAUGCCUGAGCAGACGCUCAUUAAUAUUGAAAUUGGGAACUAGUUAAAGGGUUGUGAUUUCAUUUUUCCCAUUGUGGUGCAUGAAUUCAUCUUCAACGUGCUCCGGCUGGCGUUGGAAGUAGUUCCGGUGGUGUAGCAGUCGAGCGGAGCACACAGACCCGGGAUCUUCGUGCUGCCGAGCGCAAAUGCGAAUAGCGGGUCGAGUCCGCCUGUCAUGACUGUCGACUGACCACAGCCGCGGUCAGUGUGACGGCCGCAGAGCAGCGCGCGUGCAGCCCGGGUGACAGCGUCCAGGCACCGCGGGAGCUUUUGUCUUCGAGGGGGAUUUUUCAAGUGCACUGUCGGCGUCUGGGGCUUCUGAAGCAAGAGUACAAGAAAAAAAAAUUGAGCCGGUUCAUAUUCACCUACGACGCAGCAGCAGCCAUUGCAGUGGCUAAAUGAAGAACUUGUGAACAUGCAUGAGGGAAGGACUCUACCUUUCACUUCGGUGACUUCCCCAGAUGCUUUGGCCCAAAGAAAGAUGGAAAGGAUUGGGAAGAACUCUAGCCAAGGCUGCUGCACAGCACCCGUUCAGUGAGCCAGAAGGAGAUCCUCCACACGCCACGUCACUGAGCCUCUCGCCCUUGUCUUUUGACCCCUCGACCUACAAGCACCAUGACCUCUGAGCUGGAGAGCAGCCUGACUUCGAUGGACUGGCUCCCCCAGCUCAGCAUGAGGGCAGCCAUCCAGAAGGCAGACACUGGCCAUCACCACGCCCACCACCACGGGCACCACCACCACCACGCCCACCAUCACGGGCAUGGGCCUGGCAAGAAAAUCACCCAUCUGGACCCAGGAACAACGCUGGACCAAGAGGAAGCUGCACAGCACAGAGACGGUAAACCGCCCUACAGCUACGCCAGCCUCAUCACCUUUGCAAUCAACGGCUCGCCGCGCAAACGGAUGACACUCAGUGAGAUCUACCAGUGGAUCUGUGACAACUUCCCCUACUACAGAGAGGCAGGCAGCGGCUGGAAGAACUCUAUACGACACAACCUGUCCUUGAACAAGUGUUUUCUCAAAGUGCCUCGCUCCAAAGACGACCCUGGUAAAGGUUCCUACUGGGCCAUAGACACCAACCCUAAAGAAGACACGGUACCCAGCAGGCCAAAGAAGAGACCGCGCUCCGGAGAAAGGGCGUCAACUCCUUACAGCCUGGAGUCAGAGUCUCUGAGAAUGGACUGCAUAAUGUCAGGAGGAGCGUCGCCAACUCUGGCCAUUAAUGCUGUAACCAACAAGGUAGCACUGUACAACCCUGAGGCAGAAGGCAGUGAGAGUCCAGGGAGUCUGGGCGGCAGCCUGAGCAACAGUCUCUCUGAGCAGAGCUUGGCGUCCGUCAACCUUAACCUGAACACGGCCGUCAGCAGUGGCGGCAACGUGCACAGCUACACACCAGUGAGCAGCCACUCGGAGCCUUCGUCUCAGUCCCUGAGCCUCCAGCAGCCCGCCCAGCAGCCGCCACCGCCUCCCCCCCCUCCCCCGCAGCCCCAGUACGGUUUGCCUGUCCCAGAGUCGCGGGACAAGCAGCUGUGUUUCUCAGACUUCGAGGACCUCAGCGCCUCUUUCCGCAGUCUUUACAAGUGCGUCUUUGAGCAGUCCUUCUCACAGCAAGGUUUGAUGGGUAUGCCCGGUGAUUCUAGCCAGCAGGCCCGGACCGCCUGCUCCUACCAGCACUCUCCCAGUGCAGGAAGCAGCGGACACCACCAACACAACCACGGCCAGGCGUCGCACCACCCCCACCACCCUCAGCAGCACCUCUCCCCUCACUCCACCCACAGCCAGCACCAGGCGCACAGUCAGCAUGGCCAGCACCAACAGCACCCUGCUCAUUCCCAGCAGCACCCGUCUCUCUCCCACCAGAGUCACACUGGACAGACCUGCCCCACAACAGGCAUCAUGUCAUCAGACUGGUACCCCAACCUGGACUGGCUGAAGGAGAGCUGCCGCAUUGCUACCAGCUACAACUGGGCUGACGUAGACCUCUCCCCAUUUCAAGGUCUGAAGGAAAGCAUGCGACAGGCUGAGCUCAACAACUGGUCGCUGGACGCCGCCCAGAUGGCCGACCUGUGUUCCUCCAUUAACCAGUUCUUCACCGCCACAGGGGUCAUCCCCCCUCAGGGCACUGCCCACUCCCAACCUCAGGUCCAACACCCGACACCACCAUCGGCGCCGCAGCACCCGGCUCAGCCUCAUGGGGCUAUGCACCCAAAGGCCAGCCAGCACAAUCAGCACGGGCAGCACAACCAACACAUCAGCACGGGGAACAUGUACAUGGACUCGAGACAGAGCAUCUCCUCUCUGAUGGGCCCACCAGGAUACCCCCACAUGCCUCCCAUGAGCAACACGGCCCCCACCAUGACAGGUGACUCCUCCGUCGCCCACUUAACAGGCCAUCUGAGCCAGCUGAGCCAUCAGCAGCAGCAACAACACCGGCUGCCUCUAGGACACUUCCAGGUGAGACGCAUGCUCACUGCGGACGACAUCCAGGACGACUUCGACUGGGACUCCAUUGUCUAACCUGAGCCGGCGCUGGAACAGGCGAGUGAAGAGGGAGAGAGAGAGAGAAAGACUGAAAAUGACAGAGAGACAUGUAACACCAGGUGAGGUAUGGAACUGGCCAAACCACUCCUUUCACCUGUGUGAUAAAAAAUACAGAAGACAAUCCAACUAAAAAAACAAACACGGAAAGUCAUUUUUCUGAUCUUGCUGGCCUUUUUUUUCUGAUACAAAUGGAUGAUGAGUCAAAAGACAAUCAUAAAAAAAAACGAGACUUACACAGGAUUGGACCAAGCCAACGCAUCGUCCAAAGCAAAUAGGACGUCUGAAGCUCUCUGAAGUGUCUCAUGUUUUGUCCCCACCCCCACAGUGCCAACAGGGUUACAAGUCGCCAAAGUGUUGUCAAAAUUGUCUGUGAAUUGUUUAAAUCUUUUGUGUUUCCUGCUACACUUGUGCGUUCUGCAAAGUCUCAGCACCUGUGGCUGUAAUGAAAAGAAAAGGCUUGUGUUCACUAAACUCAUUGCAAAGAGAAUCAGCGUCUUUCGCACACAUUCAGCAGGUCUCACUAUCUCAUUCUCUUUUCUAAUCCUUUGUUCACUCUACAAUACUGGGGGCAUCACUGCAGUUCAACUACGGUUAGAGGAAGGAUUUUUGAAGGAGAAAAUAAUGAUGGCUGUUAGCUGUUCAACUUGAAUCAGUAACGGUUGAGUGGAGCACCACCUGCUGGUUACGACAGGCACCAUAUAGCUUCCAUUGCCUACAUUCUAUGCAUCACAAUGGCUGUAUCCAAGUGUCCGGACUUCACUGGUCUUGCAGACUUUCAGGCUGGCGCAUUCCCAGAAAGUCUGUGAGUGCUGAGGGGCCGUCCAAACCCACAAUUCCUCCAGUCCUCACAGACCUUCAAGUGGACAAUCUGCAGGCUUCUACAGAGUCCGCUCAGGGUGCAGACUUCAACGAAUUUAGUCCGUCUCCACACAUGCACAGGUAUUUCUUUAAACUUAGUUUCUUCCGUGUUUUGGCUUUUUUUACAAAUGCAAAUCGCAUUGCAGCUCACAAAAAACAAACCUUUAGAGAAACUCUUCCCAGGGUUAAGAUAUUAAGAAACUCUGAUUUAAAAAACAGUGUUUAUGUCUUGACAGGCAGAAAUUUGGGGAAAAAAUUACAUGGACACCCAUUUUCGUCUCCUAAUUGGGCAUUAUCAGUGUAUCUAGCCCUAUGCUGGAGGGAGUGUUAUGACAUAUGAUAUUGGAGCAUUUGUGCCUCGUGUCAAGAUGGAGGUCACUUCUUUUUGAAUACCCCGUUUUCAAAACUACCUGCAUAUGUUUGGACUAGGCCUUAAUUACCCACAAUACAAUUUGAGUAUGGAUGUGACAUAGUUUUUCCAGUUGCCGACUUAAAAAACUUUAUUACAUUGUUAAAUAAUAAUAAUAUGUAGGACAGAUAUUAUAUCCAACCUUGUCAUGAUGCAGAAACUUGACAUAUAGGCAAUAGAGGUGCAUCAAAAUGCAUUUCAUUAUUGUUGUGUUUUGGCCUCGCAAACUUCACGCAAUGACAGUGAACGCAUCACUCUAUUCACUCCAUGUGAGUCCAGAGGGUGGACAUUUGGAUUCAGCCAAUAUGUUCUGUCUUGAUCUUUGUUCUUCUUUAUUUUUGUCAUUUAAAAAGUCAUUAUUUGUGUGUGUGGAAUAGUGCAUAGUGCCAUGUUCUCAGGGUGUUACAUUCACAUACCACGUCAGACCGACACGAAGCCAUUUACAUGUCUGUGUGUGAGGUUGCUGCGUGUCAUAUGGUGCUCAGUGUUCACCUCCUGUUGGCGAAACAGCGAGCCUCCUGGUUACUGUCCUCCAAAGCUUCAUCUGUCAAGUUUAUAAGCUAACUGAUAUAAAAUACUACGGCAUAAGCUUCUCAGCAGCUCCCACUAUAGCCACUAAUUACAAUAAAAUUGAGACGUUGGCUAGACUUCGACUCAACAAAAACACAUAGUUUCCUGAGGUAUGAUUCAGUUUUUCAAGGUUUUAUAGUUUUGGGAAGGUGCUUAUUGAUUAUGACGAUGCAGCGAAGGCCGGACGUUGUUUUAAGAUGCCUCGCUCAGGCGAUGACGAGCAGUUCUUUUGCACAGCACCAAACUUGAUCGCAUCUUAGCGAGUGAGAGAAAUAAAAGAAAACCGUGAACCUUUAACUUCUUUGUUUUAUAAAGACAUUUUAAAAAAGAUAAUAAAUCAGCAGCAAAGGAACAAAGACUAAAAUAAAAGGUUUCAAAUGCUCAACUUCCUUUUUUUUUUACUGUGAUGUUUAAUUUUGUCUGUGUGUACAAGUGUGUGUAGUCUCUGAUUUCCUUUUAGCAUACAGCUCCGUACAGCUCAAAAGAUACUCAAAAGAAACAAGUAACUUGUUGGUAUUAAAGUGAAAUAUGGGGCCUUAAACUGCUCUUUGGUUUGGAAGAUCUCAGUGGUUGUUCUAAUGGUCAAUACAAGGUCUCAUACUGGGAAAAAAAAAAAAAAAAUACUCUUUAUUAUUGCCAUUAAAUGCUGUAUUACAGUGACCAGCAUAUAUAACUUGUAUGUUUUGUGUGUUGUUGUCCUUGUAAAUACAAGUAUGUAACUCCUACGUUUGCCCUUGAAAAACACGGACUGAUGAGAAGAAAACAGAAAAAUGGAGAGAAAGUAUUUUAUUAUUCGUCCUUCAGGAGACACAGUAUGUACAUACCUUCAGUAUAUUGUAAAUAAGUGAUGAACAAAAAAAAUUGGCAUUGGCGUUUUGUGUGUCAUGAAUAAUCUGUGUAUGGCGGUUCAACGGUUCAAAUCUGUUUCAGUGUUUAUUAAAAUGUCAUUGACCAUUUUUACUGAGCUAA